Molecule: messenger RNA, 1143 nt
Organism: Ylistrum balloti
Lineage: Eukaryota; Metazoa; Mollusca; Bivalvia; Pectinida; Pectinidae
Exons: 1
Coding region: 1-1143 (380 amino acids)
Source: RefSeq, a predicted model, not a curated record
AUGCCUGGAUACAGAAAAUCAGUACCUGUCGAUUACAUCAGUGGUAGGACCAGAGCGUCAAAAGAACAGCCGGCUUCAAAGGAACAACAACAGGAACAACAACCUGAACCCCACCCUGAACCACAACCUGAACAACCACCUGAACCACAGCCUGAACCACAACUUGUACAACAACCUGAACCACAACUUGAACAACAACCUGAACCACAACUUGAACAACAUCCUGCACCACACCCUGAACAACAACCUGAACAGCAAAUUGUGGACCUCGUGGACCUCGUGGAGGACUUUUUACCUCCACCGCCACCAGAGCUAAUUUCAAGUAAAAUGUCUUCAGGAGGGAUUAACCUUAAGAAGUAUAAUGGGUCUGAAUCUCCAUUGAUAUGGUUGUCAACCUUACAGUCGUGGCAGGACUUCCAUAACCUGUCCGAUGCCAGAACAAUGGCUGCCAUGUCCUUCAACAUGGAAGGGGCCGCAGCAUUGUGGCUACAAGGGUUGUCUGGUGAGGACAAGACAGACUUCAUCAAGUUUAAAGAACUGUUCAUCACCAGAUUUGGACAAAAAGCAUCCGAUAACAAGUUUUUUGGCACCAAACAGCAACCAGAUGAGAAUGGUGAUCGUUAUCUAGAGAGAAUAGAGAAACUGGCCCUUGGGCACAACUUGCCAGAGUGCUCUAAAGUGCAGGUCGCAAUGAAUGGCCUGCACAGUAAGAUCAAAAGCAAGGUGCUUGGAAAAGAACCCACCACGUUUAUGGAUUUGCGACACUAUGUGGAUUUAGCAAAAGAAGAGCUGGCAUGCUGCUCUGACUCAGACAACAUCAACAUAGUGUCAGUGUCAAAACUGUGUGAUGAAAUCGUCACUAAACUCCAAACUGACUUCAAAGAGAAGUUAGAAGGUGUUCAGCAAGAGGUGUCCGCUAUUGCUGCAAAACACCCUGGAAAGAGUCAGCACCAGUUCAAAACUUUUCAAAAGCAGCACGAGUCACAACCUUUCCAACCACAGCAGCAGCAACAAUUCCACCUCCAGCAGCCAUACCAGCCUCAGCAGCAACAUUUUCACCUCCAGCAGCAAUACCAGCCACAACAACAACCAUUCCACCUCCAACAGCCAUACCAGUCUUUCCAACCACAGCAGCAGCAGUAG